AAACUUUCUCAAUAAAUAAUAUCAGAAUCUGAACUUUUAAAUCUCGUAAAUCUUAAAUUAAAGUUACGUCAAAUAUAUAUCAAACAUGAUCUUAAAUAUGUCACGUAGAAAGUUUCAAUUAAAAAAAUAAUUUAAAAAAGGUAGUUCACCUUUUUUUUUUUUUUUUUUUUUUUAGAUAAGGUAGUUGAUAUUUUUGAGGUUCAAAAAGAUCACUUUUAACCACCACCACCGACAACAAUGGCUUCAAUUCCUUGUACUACUACUACUUCCAUUACUCUAAACUUAACUAAUUCUUGUUUAUCAAGAUCCAAUAAUUUGUGUACUAGAGUAAAAUUGAAUUCUUGUUUUAUUGGUGGUGUUUCAAGAAUUGGAAGAUGGUGUAAGGUAGCUAGGGAGUUAGGACCAAGUUGUGGUUCAAGAACAACAUGUUGGUUUAAUUUCAGACAGAAUGCUGAGACUGCUGGAGUUUAUGGGAGUCAAAAUCGUGAUGAUUUUGAUAGAGAUGAUGUUGAACAGUACUUCAACUACAUGGGCAUGCUUGCAGUCGAAGGAACGUAUGACAAGAUGGAGGCACUUUUGAGCCAAAACAUACAUCCUGUCGAUAUUUUACUGCUGCUGGCUUCCACUGAAGGCGACCUGCCAAAAAUCGAAGAGCUACUAAGAGCCGGAGCAGAUUAUACUGUCAAAGAUGCAGAUGGACGUACUGCUCUUGAAAGGGCUGCUAACGAUGACAUCAAAAACUUCAUCGUUAACUUUAAAGCCCAAAAGGCGUAAGAGUAUCAAGUUUUGUUAUUAGCAUUAGUUUUGCUCAUCUUCUUGUUAUCGCCGUAUUUUUAGAUCAACGCUAUUUUACCAUAUUUGUCCUGAGCCGGGGGUCUGUCGGAAUAUACUGGGUGGUAUGGUCAGGAAUACACUGGGUGGUUGUUGUUGUUGUUGCCAUUUUACCAUAUGUGAGCUUAUGUUAUGUAUCUGUUUUGGGAGCUUUGCAUGCUUCAGAAUGUAUUUUGUCCAACUACUUAUAAAGUUUGCUUUGCUGGUGAA
This is a messenger RNA of Capsicum annuum, 1041 nucleotides long. RefSeq names its product protein LHCP TRANSLOCATION DEFECT. NCBI's taxonomy places the organism in Eukaryota, Viridiplantae, Streptophyta, Magnoliopsida, Solanales, Solanaceae. The coding region runs from base 238 to 774 and encodes 178 amino acids. The record is from RefSeq and is a predicted model, not a curated record. Gene Ontology annotation, biological process: intracellular protein transport; granum assembly. Gene Ontology annotation, cellular component: chloroplast stroma; chloroplast envelope. The transcript is spliced from 2 exons.